Molecule: messenger RNA, 1983 nt
Organism: Trichoderma reesei QM6a
Lineage: Eukaryota; Fungi; Ascomycota; Sordariomycetes; Hypocreales; Hypocreaceae
Exons: 4
Coding region: 1-1818 (605 amino acids)
Biological process (GO): protein polyubiquitination
Molecular function (GO): protein binding
Source: RefSeq, a predicted model, not a curated record
AUGGCUUCGUCCGGCCGGUCCUCGCGCUGGGACGAGCUCCCAGAUGAGAUUGUGCUCCAGAUUCUUAGCUAUCUCGACCCCUUGCACAUCACCAGGCUGCAGCUGGUCUCGCGAAAGCUGCAGAAGCUCUGCCUUGACGACGAACUGUGGAAACGACGCUGCUUCGAAGAAUCGCCCUGGUACCAGUACCUCAAGAACCGUCGCCGACUGUCCUACGAAACCGAAGGCGAACACCGAGAUGGAGCGGCGUUGCAGAGCCCCGAGGCCAAUGGCAGCAACACCAACGGCGACGGCAACAAGACCGCUCCAGAUGCAAAGAAGGGCAAGGCUGUGCCGGGCAAGACGCGGCGGAGGUAUCAACGAUGGCAAGAGAUCCAAGACAUGGCCAACUGGGACCCGACGUUUCCCAACGAACGUGUCUCUUGGUAUAGCGAGUACAUCCAUCGCAAUGGACCAACCUGCGUCAACUGGCUGCAGACGCCCCGAAUUCGCGACCGAGGCUACGAGGCCAUGAUGGAGGCUCGGGGACUGGAGCUCUAUUACCCAUAUGACGGAAACGAUGGCAUAGGCGCUAUGCUUGCGGUGUCGCCGCUCGACGAUGGCUCGGUCUGUCUGUGGGACGUCAAAGGGACGCGAGGCAAGGCCGGAUCUCUCCUUGCCACCAGCAAGUCCGAUAUUCUCUUCAUCGACGGCCCGGGCAGCCAGAACACUCGACGUUCUAAGAGGGUUGACACCGGGGUUACGGAAUGUGUCAGCGUUGACAACCAAAGGCACCGUGCAUAUUUUGCCGUGCAAAGCCACCUGAUCGAAAUCGACCUCGAGCGACUGGAAGUCGUGAGCCGCGAAUCCUUCGAAUGGUCCAUCACGGCCCUCUCAAAGAUCCAGAACGACGUUCCCCUGACGGUGGGAACGUCUCUGGGAAUCCAUCUACACGACUUUCGCUCAAGAGCCCGAGCGACGCACACGGCCGUCGAGCGAGUGGAUCAGAAUGACAUUUUCAAAUCCAUCUUUGACCCGACACCGCUGCUCCCAUACGCACCUCUAUCGCAGCCGACCCCUGUCAGCAUCAUACAUCUGCCUCUACGAGGAUCUCCGGACCUGGUGUCAAACGACAUCUACGUGGCCGGCAGAUUCUCCAACAUCCUGCACUACGAUCGACGCAAGUUCCCCGUCAUCAUGGACUCCAUCUACUCGGGGGCUACGAUCAACAGCAUGGCGGCAAUGCCUCACCCGUUCUCGUCGCUCGAUAGCGAGGUGCGGCGGCACGGAGAGCUCAGCACGGAGCAGGUCAUCCGGUCCAAGGGGGACGGCGAGGGCUGGACACUCAUCGCAGGGGGAACAUACAAGUCUAAGGGUUCCCUAGAGAUCUUUGGCCUCAGCCAGACCGCCGCGGACCCGAUUGUCUUUUCCGAUGGAGCUGGCUCCAUCAAGUGGUUUGAGAGGGACGGCUUGACCGAAUGCCGUCGGCUGAGGAUUGGCCACUGCGAAGGAGACGAGGCCCCAUCGCUGUUCGCCUCCAUGAGUGCUGCAGGCGAGCUGGCACGCAAAAUCGUGUCCACCAAGUCGAGGGAGGGUCCGGAUCGCCCCAAUGACGAUAACAUCUUGUUCUGGACAGGCGAGAGGCUGGGGCUCGUCAGCUUUACCCCGACGCCGCUCUAUCAGUCCAAGGAUUCUGAUGAGGAGGAGCCUGACCCUGCUGCAGAGGCAGAGGAAGAAGAGAGGAGGCGAGUCGCCGAGCGAAUGCGCGAGGCUUUAGAACGACAGGCAGACGAGGUUCGAUUCAUGCAGACGUUUGGGCAAGGAGUGCUUGGCGAAUAAGGGAGGAUUUCACUCGUGUACUGGCUGUUUUUUUCUGCAUAAGCGUAUCAAGAUUGUCUGUUGGAUGCGAUAUUACACUGCUUUUCUGGAGCGAAAAGGGCAUGUCGGGCAUGCAAGACGGGGGAGCCAUCACGACACCUGGCGUCCCGCUCAGCGAAAAAGAAA